GAGAUACUGAGAGUGAUCAAAGGUGUUAUUGACCUUGGAACUGUGAUACUAAAAGGCACCCUGCCAUGGCUGAAAAAACCCAAACCCCAUCCUUGCCCUCUGGAUUCCCAACUCCUCUUCUCCCUUCACAACAAGACCUCUUCUCUGUAUGGUUCCGUGCCUUCAGAGGGAGAAGGCUAUCCCUCCCUCUCCAUAUGGUAACCUCCUUUCCUGAUUAGAGGUGAUUAGACAGCACUAAAACCUGCAGAAAUGUGACUGACUGAAGUAGAAACAAAGGGUCCUUUCAAAAGCCAUUAAAUCCCUAGGGCAAUAUAUAGAGAGCUCUGAAACAGAGAGCAAGAGCACAAAUCACACUAUCUGCAACUUCCUACCCGUCCUCUCUCAUCUCACUGUGCUUUUCUCAACAUCUUUCUUGCUAUGGCGUUCUCUGAAGCAGAAGUGCAAAGGGCUCGUGGGGCCUGGGAGAAGAUGUAUGCCAAUGCUGAAGACAAUGGGACAACUGUGCUGGUCAGAAUGUUUACAGAACACCCAGACACCAAGUCCUACUUCACCCACUUUAAAGGGAUGGGCACAGCUGAAGAAAUGGAACAGUCAGAUCAGAUCAGGAGUCAUGGUAAGAAGGUCCUCACCGCCAUCAACGACUUGGUCCAACACCUUGACAGCACUGAUGCUUUCCUUGGGAUAGUGAACCCAUUGGGCAAGAAACAUGCCACGCAGCUCAAGAUUGACCCCAAGAACUUCAGGGUAAUCUGUGACAUUAUCUUGCAACUGAUGGAGGAGAAAUAUGGUGGAGACUGCAAGGCUUCCUUUGAAAAGGUGACCAAUGAAAUCUGCACUCGCCUGAACAAUGCCUAUAAAGAAGCUGGCUGGUAAGGAAGCAACAUGCCUGGGCUCCUAAACCCUUCCACCAGCAUGAAGACCCGGCACUGAAUCACUG
Pelodiscus sinensis (Chinese soft-shelled turtle) is the source of this 937-nucleotide messenger RNA. NCBI's taxonomy places the organism in Eukaryota, Metazoa, Chordata, Testudines, Trionychidae. The record is from RefSeq and is a predicted model, not a curated record.